CACAGUCGUACAAUAACAUUAACAACACAUCAUGACCAAGACCAACUCCAAGAAGGACAAAGACAAGUCGCAGGACCCCCUGCUGGCACGGCCCUACAAAGUCAGCCAUCAGACACUCUGUAUCACCGGGGUCAACUUUAAACACAGGGCCAUCAUUGGCUAUGUGGAACUCACCAUCAUUCCUCAGAAAUCUACACUGUCGCGUGUGAAGCUGAACAGUAAACAGUGCCGGAUCUACCGUGUGACGGUGAACGGAGCGGAGGCAGCCUUUGACUACAGCGACCCAACUCUCGAGGUAUGCCAAGGUGACACACGACAGCGGAACCUGGACUACUUCUCCACGUGCCACGUAUCAGCGGUGGGGUCUGUGGACUCUGACAUGGGGAAUGGUGAACUCAACAUCCAUGUUCCACACGAGGUUUACUCUAACGUGUCAGAAGGUCGACCUCUCCAGGUCAGUAUUGAGUUCAGUCUGGAGAAGCCAAAGGGCGGACUGCAGUUUGUUGUUCCUGACAUGGAAGGAACGAUGGCGGAACGUGGCGCUCAUGUCUUCAGCUACGGUCUGGAGAACUCCUCACGACUGUGGUUCCCCUGUGUCGACUCGUACUCCGAACUUUGCACCUGGAAGCUGGAGUUCACGGUGGACGCCGCCAUGACAGCUGUGUCCUGCGGUGAUCUCGUGGACACAGUUUUCACCGCUGACUCCAAAAAGAAGACCUUCCACUACGUGCUGAGUAUCCCGACCUCAGCUCCAAACAUUGCCGUGGCCAUUGGUCCGUUUGAGAUCCUGGUGGACCCCCACAUGCACGAGGUGACGUACUUCUGCCUCCCGCACCUCAUGUCGCUCCUCAAGCACACGGCAGACAGCAUCCACCGCAUCCUGGAGUUCUACGAGGAGCUCCUCAGCUGGAGGUAUCCCUACACCUGCUACAAGGCCGUGUUUGUGGACCAGAGCUACGAGAACGCCGGCUCGUACGCCUCUCUCACCAUCUUCAACACCAACCUGCUCCACACGCCGCGCAUCAUCGACCAGACCCCGUACACGCGGCGGGUGAUCGCGUACGCCGUGGCGCAGCAGUUCUUCGGGUGUUACGUCUGCAUGCACUCGUGGUCGGACGUGUGGGUCGGCAAGGGCAUCGCCGGGUACCUGCUGGGACAGUACAUCAAGAAGUUCUUCGGAAAGAACGAGUACCGGUACUGGAUCCACAGUGAGCAGCAGAAGCUGGUGCACUAUGAGACAGAGAAGGAGCUGGUCGUGCUGCACAGUAAGGACACCAGUGCCAGGGGGCGCUAUUUCCACACACGACAUCCCCACACCACGUCCUGGAUCCACAGCAAGAUGGCCGCCAAGAAGUCCCACCUCAUCACUCGACUGGUGGAGCAGAAGAUUGGCUUUGAGUCCUUGUUACAGGUUUUUAAUAAGCUGUUGUCCCUUGCCACGUCGGCAGCUGGUCAGAAGUUCAGCCCAACCAACUGGUCCAACAUGCUGCUGUCCUCCGCCAGCUUUGUCAAGCUCAUCUCUACUGUCUCAGGCAAGGAUAUCCACUUGCUGCUGGACCAGUGGGUGUACCAGGGAGGAGUCGUCCAUUUCAGUGGCAGUUUUGUGUUCAACAGGAAACGGAACCUGGUGGAGCUGGAACUCAACCAGAGGGUGGGCGAACAUGGGAUACAGAAAUAUGUGGGACCACUGACUGUCACCAUUCAAGAGCUGGAUGGAUCCUUCAACCACUCAGUCCAGAUCGAGGACAACACCACCAGGCACGAGCUUGUCUGCCACUCCAAGAGUCGCAGGAACAAGAAGAAGAAGAUCCCCCUGGUGAAUGGUGAGGAGGUAGACAUGGACCUGAGCACCAUGGAUGCAGACUCACCUGUCCUCUGGAUACGCAUCGACCCACAGCUGACGCUCGUUAGAAAGGUGGAGUGGCAGCAGCCGGACUUCAUGUGGCAGUACCAGCUGCGUUACGAGCGUGACAUCAUCGCGCAGCACGACUCCAUCCAGGCGUUGGAGCAGUUCCCCACGCCCGCGUCCCGCCUGGCACUCACCGACAUCCUGGAGAACGAGAGCUGCUUCUACCGCGUCCGGAUGGAGGCUGCCUUCUGUCUCAACAAGGUUGCCAAUGCCAUGGUGAGUUCGUGGAUGGGUCCCCCUGCCAUGAUGUCCAUGUUCAAGCGCAUGUUCUGUACCCAGAUGUACACCAACCUCAUCAAGUGUAACAACUUCUCCAACCUGCAGGGUUACUUCCUGCAGAAGACCAUGCCUGUAGCCAUGGGAGCGGUACGCGACGCACACGGUCGCUGUCCCAAGGACGUUCUCCAGUUCAUCCUGCAGCUCAUCAAGUACAACGAUAACAGCAAGAACAAGUUCUCAGACAACUACUACCGAGCCUCGCUGAUCGACGCGCUGACGGCCACAGUCACGCCAUCGGUCACCAUGCUGGACACGUCCACAGACUCCAGGACAGAACAGGCACUGCUGCCCGAGACUAAGGCUGUGUUAGAAGACGUAGUGCGGCACCUGAACCUGGAGAAGCUCCUGCCAUGUUACCAGUUCACCAUCACCGUCGCCUGCCUGAAGGCUAUCCGGACCUUACAGAAGAACGGACACCUUCCCAGCAAUGCCGCCCUGUUUAAGAGCUACGCCGCGGGACAGUUCGUGGAUGUCCGUCUGGUUGCCAUGGAGAUCCUGACGGACUUUGUCCACGUGGACCAGGAUGAGGAAGUACUCGGCUGGCUGCUGGACUAUGUGGAAAAUGACCCCAUCCCGUACGUCAGACACAAGCUCCUCCAGCUUCUCCUAAAGAACCCUCCCUUCACCCCUAAGGAGGAUUCCAAGCUGAACAAAGAGUCGCUGGUGGAACGACUGUGGACGACGCUGAACACAGGUCUGUCGUAUGACGCCCGUCUGCGCUGUGACCUGGUGGACCUGUACUACACCAUGUUCGGCCGGGUGCGCCCGUCGUGCCUCCCCCCGCCGGAGUUCGGGCUGCUCGUUAACCUGAAGGAGAAGAAAGCUGCAGCAGUUCUACAGGAGGAUGACAAGGCAGGCAGCAGUCCGGCGGAAACACAUGGGGUCAAGAGAAAAGCUGAGACAGAUCCCCUCCCCCCAACCACGCCCCUCCUGACCCCAUCUGACCCCACCCUGGAGGUUCAGCCUCAGGAGGGCAGCAACAAGAUGAGGAUCAAGAUCAAGCUUGGUGGAGGGAAGCCAGCAGAGGAGCAGGCAGCGGCCAGUCCUGAGGUGCAGAAACAGCAGCAACAACAGGAACAGCCGGUGACUCCACAGACCGGGCUGUCACAUCAGGAACCAGCUGCCAGCAAAGUUCCAGAUGUGUCAGCGGCAGUGUCCAAACCCAGACCGGACCAUAAGAAGUUAUCCAACCACCCCUCCCCCCAUCCCCACCAGUCCAGCUCCAAACACCACCACGACCAGUCCUCGUCAUCACACAGGCAGAAGAAGAAGAAAAAACACAAACACAAACACAAGCACAAAUCCAAACACGGUUCCCAUGACGACAGGGGUCACAGUAAACCUGUCAGGUCACCCAGGCCGUGAUGCAUGAUGGGAAAGGUGAGGCCUGGGAAAAUUGUACUGUACAGUAUUUACAUGUGUACAAAAUGGGUUAUAGAAUUUCUUACUAUGAAA
Branchiostoma belcheri (Belcher's lancelet) is the source of this 3643-nucleotide messenger RNA. RefSeq names its product transcription initiation factor TFIID subunit 2-like. Gene Ontology annotation, biological process: transcription initiation at RNA polymerase II promoter. Gene Ontology annotation, cellular component: transcription factor TFIID complex. Gene Ontology annotation, molecular function: transcription cis-regulatory region binding; chromatin binding; metallopeptidase activity. Lineage: Eukaryota; Metazoa; Chordata; Leptocardii; Amphioxiformes; Branchiostomatidae. The record is from RefSeq and is a predicted model, not a curated record.